This is a messenger RNA of Globicephala melas (long-finned pilot whale), 1399 nucleotides long. It is a transcript of the gene SPI1, whose product is annotated as Spi-1 proto-oncogene. Gene Ontology annotation, cellular component: nucleus. Gene Ontology annotation, biological process: regulation of transcription by RNA polymerase II; cell differentiation. Gene Ontology annotation, molecular function: sequence-specific DNA binding; DNA-binding transcription factor activity, RNA polymerase II-specific. Lineage: Eukaryota; Metazoa; Chordata; Mammalia; Artiodactyla; Delphinidae. The record is from RefSeq and is a predicted model, not a curated record.
UCAGGAACUUGCGCUGGCCCUGCAAUGUCAAGGGAGGGGGCUCACCCAGGGCUCCUGUAGCUCAAGGGGCAGGCCUGAGCCCUGUACCCGCCCUGAGUCCGUCCAGCCCCCGACGGGGCGCCCCAUCCCCAGGGGCUCCGCACUGGCCCCCACCAAGGCAGGGGACCUGACCGGCUCGGAGCUCGGCUGGAUGUUACAGGCGUGCAAAAUGGAAGGGUUUCCCCUCGUCCCCCCUCAGCCAUCGGAAGAUCUAGUUCCCUAUGACACGGAUCUCUACCAACGCCAAACGCACGAAUAUUACCCCUAUCUCAGCAGUGAUGGAGAGAGCCACAGCGACCAUUACUGGGACUUCCACCCGCACCACAUGCACAGCGAGUUCGAGACCUUCCCCGAGAACCACUUCACGGAGCUGCAGAGCGUGCAGGCCCCGCAGCUGCAGCAGCUCUACCGCCACAUGGAGCUGGAGCAGAUGCACGUGCUCGACACACCCAUGGCGCCCACCCACGCCAGCCUUGGCCACCAGGUCUCCUACCUGCCCCGGAUGUGCCUCCCGUACCCCUCCCUGUCCCCGGCUCAGCCCAGCUCGGAUGAGGAGGAGGGUGAGCGGCAGAGCCCCCCACUGGAGGUGUCUGACGGGGAGGCCGACGGCCUGGAGCCAGGGCCUGGCCUGCUGCACGGGGAGACAGGCAGCAAGAAGAAGAUCCGCCUGUACCAGUUCCUGCUGGACCUGCUGCGCAGUGGCGACAUGAAGGACAGCAUCUGGUGGGUGGACAAGGACAAGGGCACCUUCCAGUUCUCGUCCAAGCACAAGGAGGCGCUGGCGCACCGCUGGGGCAUCCAGAAAGGCAACCGCAAGAAGAUGACCUACCAGAAGAUGGCCCGCGCGCUUCGCAACUACGGCAAGACGGGCGAGGUCAAGAAAGUCAAGAAGAAGCUCACCUACCAGUUCAGUGGGGAGGUGCUGGGCCGCGGGGGCCUGGCCGAGCGGCGCCACCCGCCCCACUGAGCCCAGGCCCGAGCCCGCCGGGCCGCCAGGCCUCCCCUCUGGCCAUAGCAUUAACCCCCCGCCCGGCCGGACACAGGGGGGAAGCUCCCAGGGGCCAGGGGCAGGACUGGGGCGGGCCAGGCCUCGCCUCCCCGCCCAUCCCCUCCUCCUCCAAGCCCCGCCCACACCCCUGCUUCGCCUCCCACCAGGACUCCAGCCCCGGCUCCAGAAAGCCACCUGGGCGUCUGGCCCCAGCAAGGGUCAGCUUCCUUAGUACCAGGGGUGCUUCCUUGGGAGUUCGAAGUCAUCGUAUUUGUGUAAAUUGAACCUUCCUCUUUAAGCAUCCCUUUCUCUCCACACCUCUCCCCCAUCAGCUUCCUCAGGAAUACCAGUUAUUAAAGUUAUUCUCAGUGA